CUCAGGUUUGACUGGUGUGUUCAUGCAGUUUCGUGUAUGUGUGUGCGGUGUGUGUCUGCGAACGCACGUCGGAUCUGUGGCACCGAGCAGCGACUGUGUUUGGUUUCACGACUGUCAGCGCUAGCAGUCGUGCUCGGAGCACUGCGAUGAAAUUAACGACAAUUUUACGAAAAGUCGUGUAACAUCUGAGCCUUUUCUUUUUUUCCGUAACAUGCUGUUAGUUAUCCUGCUCGCUGUGACAUUACCGCUGUCACUGGCCAUUUGGUCCUUGUCAGUAGUUUCAUCUUGGUACACAGAAAGUGUAGCGCCGCCCACGCCUCUCCGGUUCUUUUUUUCCGCAUUCAUCCCGAUUUUAAUAUCGGCUUGGGGUUACAAGAGGAAAAGUCUCGACCUUUCAGGAGCUUUGUGUGGUGUGGUGGUCGGUUUCAUAUUGACGUUAAGCAGCUACCUGUUCCUAGCGAGCCUCUUCGCUUUCUUUAUCUCAUCCUCUCGAGCAACGAAGUUUAGGUCCGAGCUGAAACAGAAGUUUGAACCGGAUCACAGAGAAGGAGGGCAGCGCAACUGGGUCCAGGUGCUUUGCAAUGGUGGCAUUGCGACAGAGUUUGCGCUGCUGUACGUGCUGGAGUGUGGGAUGGGCGAGAGGCUGGCCGAUCCAAGCAAUGCCUGGCAGUGCACCAUCCUCUCGCUGGCCGUACUCAGCGCCCUGGCUGAGAGCUGUGGAGACACGUGGGCCUCAGAAUUUGGCAGCGUACUCUCCAGGGGAGAUCCUUUCCUCAUCACGUCAUUCCGGAGAGUGCCCAGAGGAACUAAUGGCGCUGUUUCCCUGGAAGGCCUGUUCUUCAGCGGCCUGGGCGGGGCCUUCAUAGGCCUUGUUUACUAUGUUGCUAUGGCUCUGUUUGUGGGCCCAAGCAGCCUACAGGCAGCCUCAGCCCAAUGCCUAGUCAUUCUGGUUGGCACCCUGGCGGGCUUCCUCGGAUCCCUGCUGGACUCUUUCCUCGGAGCCACUCUGCAGUUCUCAGGUGUGCACACCAAGACAGGCCGGAUAGUCGAACGUCCUGGACACAACGUGAAGCACAUCUGUGGUGCCAACAUACUUGACAAUCACUCGGUCAACCUUCUGUCCAAUCUGGCUACGGCUUUCACAGUACCAUUGAUUUCAGUGAAGUUGUUUUCACUCCUUCGCUGAUCUGCAUUUCUCAGACUCCUUUUGAUGCUGCUCUGCCGAACAGUGAGCCAAGCAAAAUCUCUUGGGUGUUGUUUUAUUAAUGGUGAUAGAGAUCGCUUGUUUUGCAUGUGUAACAUACUUUGUUUUCAUAUUUAUUUUUUUGUCUGCUAUUGCCACAUGGUGUACUGUGGGGUCGUGCAAAAAAAGAAGGCAGAGGCAGUAGGAUAUGAUUCUUCAUUGGGUCAGCCCAGUCCUAAGCACACUCUCUUCUUAACGUCGAUAGAAUCGUUUUGGGGAAAUAAAAAAUCAAGUUGACGAAUUCCUGCUCUCAGACAACCCACUGAUAAACUGUGACAACCUGUUGUACUGGAAGUUUUGGAACAGUAUGAAUAUGAAACAAAUGUGGACAGUACUGAUGUGUUAUAGCAGUCAUUUGUUUGUGUAAUCAUGGAGUGUUUUGUUUCGUUCUACUCGCCUCAAUGCUUUGAAAGGCUUUUUUUUUCUUCUUCCCAAAAAAAUCAAAGGAACAAGUAGACACCACUUACUAGCAAGUUUCGUGCAAUUUAACAAACUUUUGAGCGGUAUGCCCGCUUUUUGCUGCAGACCUCUUGCCAUAUUUUCCUUGUGUUGUUGUGCCAGGCUAAUCUAAAUGCAGAAGGCAUGGCUCUAGUGAAUUAUCUGACUGAGAAGCCAUAGCUUCGCGAAUUCCAAGUACUCAGAAGGUUGAGUUGUAUAGCUCCAGUAGCAAAGAAAUCUAAUUGCUGUUAAAGCAGUGCAGUUGCCAACCGAUAAUUCGGACUGGAUGGGAGCAGAUGAAAAGUUGAAAAGAUAAAAAGAGUGGUGAUUUAGCAGUAAAUGCGAGGACAUGCAUUAGUCAUGUCACACCUCUUUAAGGUCCCGGGUCCAUGAAUUAAACCAUACUCACCACAUUGGAAAGUGUUGUUCAGGAGCUCAUUCGACAUAUGUCCUAUCUUUUUGUGGAGUGAUAUAUAUAUAUAUAUAUAUAUAUAUAUAUAUAAAAUAUACACGCACACACACAUAACACAUGUGCUAAUAAGCUUUCCGAAUCUCCCCCUCUCUACCAUGUGACUGGCUUCACACACAUUUUGUCCACUUUGACACUCCUAUUGCAUUAAAAUUGACUUGAUUUCACAAAUGGCCAAAAAAGCCCAUGAACAUGUUGCUGCAUGCACAUGAACCUGACUGUGGUAUAGUGAACCUGUAUUUUGGCCAUUGUCAUGCUAUUGCUGCAGAUAGAUGACAGUACAGUCAAUGCAUGCAACAAAUCUCCAUUCUCUGGUAACGUAACUAGUCGACUACGCUGUGAUAGCUGAAUAACCACGGGUUUAUUUGUAACAUUCACUUUCCUCACUUAAUUGCCGCCCUCAUCUGCGUAGACAUUGUGGGUGGAGUUCGUGCUACUUGAAGCUUGAUGAUAUUGACCGUCAAAAAUUCCAGAUAGCUAUCAAAGAAGUCGCCCAGGACCUUGUCGCUAUUUAAGACAUAAGUAAAUAAAGAAUUGCAUGGCAGAAUUGCUGAAUAAAAUAAAAAAAUUGCUGAAAUUGCAUGACAAGCUGCAAAUGCAGCCUUAGAACCUAGCAGCAUGGCUUGGCUUGUUCUAUACUCUGGCCCUGGCUGGUGAAUACUGGUCCAACUAAGUUUUGCUAGUUUUGGUUUCAAGAAGGUGCCGGCAACAAGGCCAACACCCAUGCCGGCCAACAUUAUAUCAGCGAUGUGUAGCAAAGUAGAAAUGGAGCUCUUGGCCAGAUUAGCAUGUGGUUGUGCAGGCCAAGUCCGAAUUAUCGAAUGGAGUGUAAGGUGUCCGAAAUUUCGGUUGCCGUUAUGCAUUAAGUCUAAGGGGGGCAUUGCUGUGAAGCUAUCUGAAUAAUCAAGGACAUCCAAAUUAUUAAUGUCUGAAUCAUCAGUUGGCAACUGUAUUCUGAUGUUUAAUGUUUCCAGUUGAUCAGGAGGACUCAAUUUGUCAAAUGAGUUAAACUAAGAGACUUGGCAAAACUGGCAAGCAACGAUAUCAGAUCAAGCAAGUUAGCUUGAGUAAUUUUCUGUGUAAUGCUUUUUAUUUUCAUUGUUUGUUUCAACUUGAAAGGUUGCUUUUUCUUGUGCUCAUACAGAUGGUUGUGUAGUGACUUCAAUUACAUGUUCUAGACAACUCUAUUUAUGCUUACAAAUGCAAAAGUAAAGAGGAACUCGUAUUGAUAUUUUGAGCUCCUCUUAUGCUCCAUCCAGUAACAUUAUUGUUGCUACCAUUUUACAGGUGUUAACAGCCUGUACCAUCGUACACAAAUGAAACGUGAAUGGGACAAUUUAAACACAAGAAAGGCUAAGAUUUCAUUUAUGUAAUGAAAUUAUAGCAUUGUUCUAACGAAAAUUGUUAUUUGACAAUUUGCCCAUACACGGAAUAGUAUAGUGUAUGUCAAAAUUUUGAUUAGGCUUGUUAAUAUAGUCGAACCAAGUUGCAGAAAACGUGGAUAAUAACGAAUUCAUGAUUGCACCACUCUUGUAGAAAUUGUACAUGAUUCACGUGCAUUUAAGACUCCUUAUAAAGAAAUGGUGUGUGCACAUUUUGAAUUAUACCAAACUAUGCAGUGCUGGAACUGGUUGAAGAUGGGUACAUGAGGCAGGCUUAGCCACUGCAUACCAAUAGUUGUCACUGGCGCUACAGGCACGAAUGACUCAUUUUCACAAGCAUCCACAAAAUUUUCAUGUCUAAUGUACUGAGAGCGCUGCUCAGCAUAACAGUAUAAGUACUUGAUGGCUUGGUCAACGUCGUAGCAUGACCUCUGAGAUCUGGUGGCAUGCACUGAUGGGCUGACGAUGUCAGAGGCUGUGUCCACACUUGCCCUAAUUUGAGGUCAUGCCUGUAAGCAUUCCUGGUUCCACGAUGCAAGGAGCGCAUCAGUGCACAUGGGUCAGCAUUUGGCACAGCAGAAAGCACUAAAAUGCAGAGAGCUCCGACGUAUGUGGGGAAGUCGCACUAGUCUUAAAUUAUUUUCCUGCCUAAUUUUAUACUAUAACAAAAGAAAGGUGAAGGAGGAUAGAUUACUCAAGCUGUGCCUUGUUGGCCACCCUGCACUUGAGGAAGGUCAAAGGAGGAAAGAUAAAGAAAAAAAAAGAAAGAUAGAGAUAAUAAAGUGGCAGUCAAUAUGAGCACACUCAGAGAAACAUUUGCUGACAGUCACGGGCGUUCACACUGUCCAGUUGCCUUCAAAAGGUGCACUAGGGAUUUUGUGGCAUUGUGCAUGGAAGAGUGCUUAUGCUUAGGCUGUGGUUCCAGGAUCUUAUCCUCUGAGAGUGGUUUGUCAUUCAGAUGCCUGGGAGUAGAUUUUAGAGCACAUUGUUGAGCAUCGAAGAAUGGACAUUCUCACCAGAGAUGCUCUGUUGUCUUGUUGCACACUCGAAAAUUUCACACAGCACUGUCGGCCAUUCAGAUGAGGAAUGAAUAAGCAUUCGCAAGUGCGAUGCCCAACCACAUGCGACACAAUAGUCGUUUCGGAAUGGGAGAGUCCGUUUGGUAGGCAAAGUCUCGAGUAAGGGUCGAUCGAGUGAAUACAAGGGGGGGUGGAGGGGGGGGGGGGUGAAACGCGGUGAAUUCCAUUGUCAAAAUGUGAUGUGUGGUGGGCAGGUGAUUUAAGUUGCUGCUCGCAGCAUUUGUUCUCGAAAGCAGUAUAACCACACACAGAUCUUGUUGACGAGCUGAGCACGCAGCUUCAUCUGCGUUGUUGUUGCCGCCAAUCCCACAGUGCCUCAGCAGUCAUUAAAAUAGAAUGUCUGGUCUGUUUUCUGCCAUAUCGAGCUAUGUUGCAGUUUUUGCUAUGUUCAUUAUAAUGAGGUUCAUGCGUGUGCCCCGCCUCAGGUAUAUUGUUACAUAUUUUACUGGGCCUUUUCAUUUUUCUGUAAAGUUCUUUUACAGUGUACGAGUGCUUAAGCGAAGUGACAGCAAUUGCUGUUGAUAGCAUGUGCAUUGAUUGUAGUUGGCAUCAUUGUGGUGGCAGUAGUAAAUGGGAAUGGGGCAAAAGGUAGAGGGUUUAUUGAAAGGGCUUCAUUUUUUUUUUAUUGCUUUGCAACAUUGUGCACAUUACUUGUUUGGUUAGCUGUACACAAAUAAGAACCACAUUUGUGAAGUUCCCAAUUUUGGAUUUGUCACUCGACAAUAGCACGACAGCCUCUACCCAUUUUAAUGCCGUAUUUUGCAUUUUACAAUACAACACCACAGUUAAAACAAGCCAUUGCAGCUAAUUGAAUGCUUGGGACAAGUGAGCUACUUAAUUUUUUCUACACUGCUGUGCCACACGUAAGUCAGGUGUAAUAACCGUGUUGUCUCACUUCUAGCCUGAAUUAGAGAACAAGAACAAAGGAUCAGAACUGCCUCCUUGCUCUCCACAAUUUGACUUGCAGCCAUUAGGAUACACGCAGCAAGAUAGAGAAGUUCAUAUUUUUAUCUGUGUCCCCAGUCAGUAUACUUUCACUUAAGAAUGUGUGUUUCUUUCUCUUUUGCUAAGUGGUGCCUGGAAUAGAUAAGCAUGAAUGACUUGUGCAAGCAAGUGCAGUUGGCAGUGUGCCCUACUUUCUCCUCUUCAUGUGCAUGUAAAAAAGGGCAGCAGGAAAUGAGGUAGCAAUAGGAGUCUCGGUGAGGAAGAGGGGAGCAUGUGAAUUUGUGAAUUCAAGCACGAAAUGCUAAGGCCAGCUGUUGGUAGCUGAGGAGAGAAAUCCUAAUCAAAUUGAGCUAAAAUUUUAUAGAAAAUGGUGCUUCUCGAUGUAUAGUACAAGAAGCAAAUGACACAUUAGACCACUUGAGUGUGUCGUGUGCUUUCUGUCCCAUGAAAGUGAGCUCUUUACUUCGUUGUCGAAAUUUACGCUUGUUGAAGAUGCAAGUGCCGACAAGCUCGGCACAUCGACUGUGCGGUGUAGCGAGGUGAAAUCAUUCAGCCUGGCAUGUGUGCAUGAUUGCACAGUGCUUGAUGUGUUUAUUUCUCACUUUGGCUCUGGCUUAUAACUGGGUAGCUCAGUACUGCAAAACUGGCCUCUUCAAUUUGCUGAGGAGCACCACUGUACAAUGUGAAGCAAAAUGACUAUAAUGCUAUGAAUUGGCAAGCAAGCACAGUUGAAAAUGUUCUUUCUUGUGCCAACAGGUGCCUAUAUUUGAGAUGUCAUUUCAGUCUCUAACAUUGUUGCAUGUUCUUAAAAAAAGCAUAAGUCUUGUGCCAUGAAUAUUUUUCUCAGUGGUUCCUCAUGGUUCACUCACAGUGCAUGUGUCACCUUGAAAUAGCUGCAGAAGAGUACGCAUUUGGGCUGGUUGGUUCAUAAUUACGAGUAGUAAAACAGUGCUAAACAACAGGACGAGGAAAGGGACAGUGCUGUUGUUUGUGUCCCUCUCCUCGUCCUGUUGUUUAGCGCUGUUUUACUGCUCGCACUGCUUGAAAUAGCUGCUGCAGAAGCUGGAAAAAAAAUAGAAACUGUUUGGACUACUAUCAUAUAAGUUUUUCCUGAGGCUGUAGCCAUACCUUGUUGUUGUUUUUGGGGAGGAAAAAUUGCUGUGCCACUUCCACACUAUUAUUGACGUGAAGCAACCACUGUCUUUAGUUAUGCUGUCACAGUCUCAAGUGCAUAGCUUAUACACACGCACGAACAUAGACAUCCUGCCUGCACAGCGUCCUUACUGCUGCAUGUUAACUUGUGGAGAGCAAAGAAGCAGCUCAGAUCCUUUGUUUUAUUGCGGUAGCAAUUAUAUGGACACUCCAAGGGCACUUUCGCAGUUGGCAUUGUCGUCGCUAUGAGGUUCUGUAUGAAGUCCAAGUACGCUGUACAUGCGAGCGAAGGCGUGCAAGGGGAGGUGACGAUUGCAGCUCAAUUUCCCCGGUGCGAAAGAGUUGAAAGCGGGGAGGAAGCACGCCGUCUUCUGUUGUGCACAAGGCACCCAAUGUUACGAGGCACUGGGGGGGAGGGGAGAGAAGGGAGGCGGCAUUCUACUCCAGCUGCAACUGCGCACGUGGCAGCUGCGUGCGGUCGCGCGGCCAUAUCUUGAGAGCGAUAUGCGUUGGAGGAAGAGUCUAGGUGCGUCGGUGGCUUGUAGCUUUGUGCGUGCUGUGUGUUCUCGGCGCUCACUUUGUGUUGAAGCGAUAGACAGCACGAACGUCACUUUGCUCACUGCUGCUGCCGCGUUUCCUCACGCCAGCGUUUUGACAGGCAGCUUCCACAGUCAUAGAGUCAGAUGUCUUCGUGUUUGCUUGUACACGCGUGACACCGUGCUUGUUAAUUUAGUUAGUGUGGCUAUGUUCACAAGCUUACACGACCGAUAAAACUACUAUCCGUACUUCAUAUAGUUGUCUGCUAAUUUGCUAUCGCAAUCGAUGCUCUGCCUUGUGGUCGAAACUGCAACUUUUUUGUUGUUCAAACACAUUCAUUUUGAGGAUCAUAUUUUGCCUGUCUUAUCUAACAUGGUGGGAAGACUGACACCUGUUAUGCCAGUGCUUAUCUUUGUUGUAGUUCCAGUGUAGCAACAAGCUUGGGUUUAUCUGUGGCCGUUUUUCAGUUGUGAUCCUGUAAAUUUCAAACAGGCAGUUGUACAGUCAUAAUUAUCAAAAAAACGAAUAUGAGGACACUAAUGAUUAGCUGAGAUUACAUUUUCCUUCUUUCCCCAUGUGGAUUUCAGAUGUUUCCUUGCUUCAGUGCUGGCUUGCCCAGAAAGGUCUUCAGUGUCUACUAUUGCACUUACAAAAACAACUGCAACUAUGAGAAAAGGCUACAUACUCCUCAUCACAGUAGUGAUUAACUUGCUGUGUGAUGAGCCUGUCACAUACUUUUACAUGGCACAAUCAACUGCAAAACAGUCAAGUAUGAAAAACAUUGAUGACUCACAGUAUUCACACUUGCAGCUCAAUCACUCAUUUCUUCAUGAACAAGAAGCUGAACAUGCGUUGCUUCCAGUGGCGUUGUUUGCUUUAAUGACAAUCACAAAUGACAACGAUAUUAUGGAAAAGGUUGUUUAUCUACUGCAUGUUUAGGCAUAGAUGUGUGACCAUUUGUCAUUUGUCGUCAGUCUUUACAUUUCUGUUAAUAUUGCUGGAACACUGACACCUGUUAUAACACUGCUUAUCUUUGUCGGAGUUCCAGUGUAGCGGUCAGGCUUGUUAUGUGUGGCCGUUGUUGAGUUGUGAAUCUAUAACAGUAUGAAUUUCAAACAGAAUUUAGUGACUUUAAUAACAGAUUUGGUGGCAUUGCCAGAAUGGCAAUGCCACCAGACUAUAGUUAACAGAUUUCGUGCUCUUGGUUACAGGCAAUUUUAUUAUUUCGAUGUUUUAUCGCUGUUAUGGUUUCUGGUUUGAGGCUGCAUGACCUGCCAUUGACGGAGAAUACUGUAUUCACAUUGUCUCUCUGUACAUUGUUUGAAGCGUUUCGUGGUUACCAAUGGUGGUGUAGAAUGUGUAUAAUGUAUUGUCCUUGAAAUGCAGAUUACUUUAAUCCACGUUGUUGACGAGCCACAUGAAGGCUCCGUGCUCUACAUUUCUUGCCUUGAAUUUACAGACUUGGCCCAUGUACUUGUUGCACACGUCGGUUUUGUGUCACUUGAGUGGUGCUUUUAGCAAUAUAUAUAUGAUAGUGCAAUACUUUUCCCAGUGUAAAUGCCUUCCAGCACCAGUGCAUGGAAAAAAAAAAAGGAGGGCAUUCACUGAAAAAGAUUCUUCGCCUUUUACAUGUACAACAGCAUACUGAGACAAUCGACUAGUAACUUACUUCUCUUUAUUGAAUAACAAGUGCAACUGGAAAUUUAAUGUUUCUUGGGCUGCACUUGUGCUCACAUACAUGAACAAAGAGUGAGACGCCAAAACUGACUGUCGCAUUGGAAGCAUAAAAUUGAUGUGGAGCCAAGGAGACCAGUUUACCAGGUGCGUCUGUUCUUUUUCAGUGAAAUGCUGAAACUGCACAGAACAUCGACAGGCGCAUAAGGUGUACUGCCACGUGCCUUUUUUAAACAGUGGACGCAAUCUGUCUUUGCCUGACUUAGCACCGAUCCUGUCAGCUUUCUAUCUCUGCCUAUAAAGCCAUCCCUUUAGCCCCUUUACUCUUCAAUGAACCCGCUAUUUGACCUCUUUUAUCCCUCACCAAGUCAUACCUAAGUGCACACACAGCAGUCGUAAACUUUCACUCAGGUGAAAGAAUCAGGUGUGGCACCUGUUUGCUGUCUAUGGUAAAGCUGCUGAAAGUUGUGCCGAUUUCCUCACAUUUUCCCCCUCUGUGGUUGCAUAAUUUUUAGUACAUUCAUUUUGGUAAUAUCUGUUUUGCCUUGCUAAUAUUUCGUUGGUGUGAUCAUUGACUAUCUAUGGCCAAAUACAAGAGCUUCUUUUUCUUACCUGCACUCGAGCUUCACAUUCCUACCAGCUAAACAGGUAAUCACCCUAACACAACCCUGUAGGUGAAAACCUUUGGUUUUAUGUUUCUGCACCUUAAAACAUAUGGACAUGCUUUGAUGUCGCCCUGUCUGUGACACAUUAACAUGACCUCGUUGAUUCACAUCCAAUAUGUGGGCAGCACCUCGUAAACUGGUCUCCUAUUAUACCCCUGUUAAUGCUCCAUUUCUAGCUGUGCAUUAUUCGUAGAAAACCUCUGUACCUCUGUGUUAGCUGAAGCCGCAAAGUACCAGUCUCUUGUGUGAAUUUGUGUAUAAACAUUAGCUUUAAUUGUUCAGCAUAGAAUGUUUAAAUACCUUGCAGAAUAAUAGUGAUGAUAUAAGUAAGUCACAGUAGCAUACUGUUUCCUGUUUGUCAGCUAGGCAAUAAGCACAAUAGCUUAUGAAGCACUCAAAGGUAACCUGCACGAACUGAAUGCAAGAAGCAUUCACCCCACGCAGAAAACUAAACCAUGCAUUUUGAUGGCAUCAAGCUGGGGUUGGAAACCUGUCUGUUGGUAAUUAUUUAUUAGUCAUGUGCAUAGUGGUGAAGACAAUUAUGCACAUGACUGCAUGAGCAAAAGUGUAGAGAACUGCUGCAUCAGCAAAAAAUGUAAAUUUAUUCUAGCCUGGCCGUGCAUUGGGAAAUUGUCCUAAUGUAUUAAAUUGGUCGAAUAUGUGCAUGUAGGAUGUACCACUUAAUUUUCAGCCUGUGUACCUAGGCUGUGAUUUAAAAAAAAUUUGUUUUGCUACAUCUAGGUGGGGUUGGCCCCCCCACCAAUAUGCCAGCUACAUAAAUAAAUGUUAUUUCUCUCUCUCUCUCUUGCUACAUCCUGUGGUUUCUAAACUUUUGCUUGUGACUGUACACUACUUGCUGAUCUGGCUCUGUUAGGGAAGCUUGUUGGGACCCCAAUCAUUGCAUUAGGCUGGUUGGCCGAGCAAGAAAAAAUGUAUAUAUCAAGGAUAUUCGUUGCAGGCGUAUUUUCCCAGCAUAGUUGUUAGGUUGUGCCAUUCAUGAGUGAAGCACUGAUGAAAAAAAAAAUCGUCAGUAAUUCAUUUCGGAAUUUUAUCCCAGGCCCUGCGGAGCUUCUUCUUGUGUGUAUGUGUGCAUGUCCGUCAGGCACAGAACAUUCCCCGGUAGCUUGUUGCUGGCAGACGCAAAGCAGUGUGUUUCACAUUUCGCAGAAGGUAUACAUUGCUAAAUCAUCUGGCUUCGGUGCACUUGAUGUGAGCUGGUGCACCACUUUGCACUGAGGUGUUCACCGUUUGCUCAUUCAUGUCUUUUACUGUUAACAUGCUUGCGUGUUACUGUCAGUGUUUGCCAGUUCUAGAAGCAGUGCACGUUAGAAACGAAAAUGAACCCAUCGAAUGUCUACGAGCCAUGACAAUCACUGAUGUAUUUGUACUCGAUGCAGUGCAAAUAUUUUGAUAUGGCCAUAUUUGGGCGGAUGCCUCUAUACGCAUAUGUCUACACAUUGUGGCUUAGUGUUGUUGACUAGAGUAGCAUCAGCAAGGGCAUGUCUGGCUCUAGCAGUAGUUAUUGGCACUGGCAUACUCACACUUCAGAAAGCAGAGUAUUAUUUGCAAAUACCUUGCAAAUCGCUUGUUAACAUAACAAAUUCUUGAUUGCAUAUCUUUGAGGAAAAGCACCCAAGAAACCCUUUGUAUUCGGUGAAUGAGAAGAAGGGGAACUAAGGGGCCCGAUUUUUGAUAGUUAAGAUCGUAUGAAACCAACAGGCAAUGAAACCAGGAAAAUCAUAGCGUAAAUUACUUGUUUUCAUUGACAUGUGCAAGUGAUAAAGUAAAGGGAAACAAAAGUGGAUGAAAAAAGAACUUGUCACAGGUGGAACUGCAUUUUUCCCCCUUGCCCCCACGCAAAUUGAAAGAAUCGUACAAAUUUAGGUUGAGACGAGUGCCUGAGAGUUGCUAGCGUCAUUAGCUGAUGCAGAGCCAACUUUCUCUUGCACCCUGCAUGCUGGCUUGCAUGUAGCCUUGUGAAACGUUUGUUACACACAAUCAGUAUCAGGUGUUUUCCUCUACUGGAGGACCCUUAAAACACCAAGGAUAUGCUUGUAAACACAUGCUCACAAAGCCAGUUAAUUUGUCCUGCAGUGCUAAAUCUUUACUCAUGUUGAAAAAUAAUCUUGUGAUGGGAAUAAAUAAAUGUAUGUCUCUGUGUUA
Messenger RNA from Dermacentor andersoni, 11747 nucleotides. Its product is annotated as transmembrane protein 19. The record is from RefSeq and is a predicted model, not a curated record. Gene Ontology annotation, cellular component: membrane. Lineage: Eukaryota; Metazoa; Arthropoda; Arachnida; Ixodida; Ixodidae.